AUGGCCCCUCAUCCUUAUGCAGUAAUGAACGCUCAACUAUACACCCAGCCACAACAAUAUUACAAUCAGAACAGAGCUCCAACUCCAAGAAACAACCCUCCUCACCAAGCCCCGUAUAAUCCCCGUCCACCACAAGAUAAUUACCAAUAUAACACCCAUCCCCGUGAACCACCCAGAAAAGCUGACUUCACACCCAUUGGUGAGUCGUACUCCAGCCUCUUCCCAAAAUUAGUCCAAAUGGGCCUGUUGCAGCCUGUACCUCCGAACAGACAGAACCCAGAAUCUCCGUCCUACAGGGCAGUUGAGAACCUGAUUGAACAGAAGAGGGUAGUGUUAAGGAAUGAGGAAGUCCCCAAUGUAACCAACAACCCAUUACCAGCCCACAACAACGGGCCGGUCAUCGGGAUGAUCUGUGAAGACAAAGAAUUCGACCCUGCAUUAAAAGCAAUUAUUGCCAUUGCUGAUUCAGAGAAGAAACCUAAAGCAUUGGCAAAACAAGUCAGGGAUGAGAAAAAGAUGAAUUCCACUCCCCAAAAUGAAGAAAAGGACGGGGAAGCAAAGACAGGGGCAGCACCUGCCAAAGAGGCCAUUCUCUACGUCCCAAGAGCCCCCAGAAAGGGACAGCUCAUGUUAAGCCCUCCCAAGAGAUUGGAGCAGAGGAAAACCAUGCCAAAUCUGCCAAAAAUGUAUGUACCAAAAGGGACUUACGUGGCACGGAGGCCAGUCAUUCCACCUAGGCUGGAUGAGCCUUUGAUCAUUAGCCACAUGCCACAAAAUCCCAUAAAAGACACUACUUUUGUCCCUUGGAACUACAAUCAGACAAUUGUCACAUAUAAAGGGAUGGAAGUUAAGGGGGAAGUGAAUGAAACAAACCAAUCUUGGAAGUAUCAUAACCCAAAAGAAUUGAACAAAACCAAGCAGAAGUGUUUCCCCCUCAGAAAGCCUGUAACUAUUGAAGAAGCGGAGGAAUUCUUUCGGAAGAUAAAAACCUCGGAGUAUGCUGUAAUUGAUGAACUGAGAAAGGCCCCCUCCCAUGUUUCACUUUUGUCUCUACUGAUAAGCUCAAACGAACACCAAAAGGUGCUUCUAAAGACGCUGAAUGAGGCGUAUGUUCCAAUUGAGACCAUGGUUGAACAAUUAGAAAGAAUGGCAGAGCGAUUGUUUGAGGUCAACCAAAUCUCCUUCAGCCGAAAUGACUUGCCUCCCGAAGGAGCCGCCCACAACAAGGCCCUUCACUUGACUGUCAAGUGUGAGGGAUAUUAUGUGAAAAGGGUCAUGUUGGACGGCGGGUCCAGAGUCAAUAUUUUCCCUCUAUCAACAUUGCAGAGGAUGGAAAUUGGGACUGAAAGGAUCAGACUAAACAAUGUUUGCGUGCGUGCUUUCGACGGUGUAAAGAGGGACACGAUAGAGGGAGAUUGA
Nicotiana tabacum (common tobacco) is the source of this 1419-nucleotide messenger RNA. Lineage: Eukaryota; Viridiplantae; Streptophyta; Magnoliopsida; Solanales; Solanaceae. The record is from RefSeq and is a predicted model, not a curated record.